GCCGUCGAAGUAACACGCAAAGAUGGAUCAAGUGCGAAAUGUACAGUGAAUUUCUUUUAAUUUCGGGCUAAAAACCUCUCGAGGUUAGGAAAAAAAGUACCAAAAACACAUCCCCACGACUUGUAGAUAUUUUUAACGCGAACGAAAUGUGAAAAAAGGCAAAAAUUCAAGCAUUUAAACACAAAAAAAAGAAUAUCUCUAAAAUACAAGUGAGAAAGAGAGAGAGAAAAAAUACGAGAAUUACACGAAAACGAGUGAGAUAGUGAAUGGAAAAUUCAAUAAUAAUGGCAAAAACGUAUUAAAAAGUUACAAAUACAUACAAAGAACGCCACGACAUGUUUUAUUAUAUUUUUUUCUAAUCAAUCACUGAAAUUUUAUACUUUUGUUUUGUUAUACUAUUAUUAUUUCUAAUCGCCAUCAUCACCACCAUCACCAAUUCUCGGAUAUUCGAAGAAAUUUUUGAAUUUUGAAGCAAAGAAAAAAAGAAGCAGCAAACAAACGACUUACAAGUGUCUCGUCUUCGCCGUCGUCGUCGUCGUCGCGUAGAGAGAAAAUUGUUUUGUAUUCCACGUAGCAUGUGAAGCAAAAAAAAAGAGAGUCGUAACAGCUGCCUCUUGAAAAAUAUCUAAAAUUAGCAGGAAAAAUAAUAAUAAUUGUGUAAAAUAUUGAGUGGAAAAUAUAAAUCAUACGAAAAAAAAAGUGAAAAACUAGGUUUCUCUUGCACUCACCACCACGAAAAAACCAGCAACAACAAUCAUCAUUUCUUAUUACUUUUUUUUUUGGUCGUUGAAUUUUUAACUUAACUUCUUUCCGUGUGUGGGCAACAAAUGAACACUUUGCACUUUGACAAAAGUCACAAUUCAAGCCCUAAUUUAAAGGGUGUUGCGAACGGCAACGCCUCAAUCAGCUUAUCGUCUUCAUCGUCGUCGUCUGCGGCAUCCACAGCAGCAGCAGCAGCCACAGUUGGAAUUGUCUUGCCACAAGUUCAGCAGCAGCAGCAUCAAAAAACCCAACAACACGUCUAUGAAAAUGGCGAAUUGUUAGGCCAAGCUGAUAUCAUUGAACGAGAAUAUCAGCAGCAGCAGCAGCAACAAAGGCAAGUUGUUAAAAGUGGUCGUGGCAAAUACAAUCAAGUCACAGCAACAACUUCGUCCAGCAACAACAACAGCAACUCUAGCAACAGUCAGGCACAGAAAAGUGUCAAAAGGAAACUCGAAACAGCUGAGUGUGAUUGCGGUUGUGUCGACAGCACCACAAUAAUUGUCAGCAGUACAACGUUGGGUCCGUCGGGUCAAAGUAAGACAACGACCAGCAGCCACAUCAUGGGAGCUCCGUCGAACGGCAGCAAAACGUCGCACUCGAAAAUCGCGAGUAAUCACACGACGACAAAUGUCGCGGCGUCCAGCAAACGAUCGAGCAGCGGUGCCGAUGGUGAUUACCAAUUAGUACAACAUGAAGUUCUCUUUUCCUUAUCGAGUCAAUAUGAGGUCUUGGAAUUUUUGGGUCGUGGCACCUUUGGGCAAGUCGUGAAAUGCUGGAAAAAGGGCACGUCGGACAUCGUUGCGAUCAAAAUCCUGAAGAAUCAUCCGUCGUAUGCGCGCCAGGGGCAAAUUGAGGUGUCGAUUCUCGCGCGACUCAGCCAGGAAAAUGCCGACGAGUUUAAUUUUGUGCGUGCUUACGAGUGUUUCCAGCACAAGAAUCACACGUGUCUGGUUUUCGAGAUGUUGGAGCAGAAUUUAUAUGAUUUCCUGAAACAGAAUAAAUUCUCGCCGUUGCCACUCAAGUACAUUCGACCGAUUUUGCAGCAGGUUUUGACUGCGUUGUUGAAAUUAAAACAACUUGGUUUAAUUCAUGCUGACUUGAAGCCCGAAAAUAUCAUGUUGGUGGAUCCAGUGAGACAACCUUAUCGAGUGAAAGUCAUUGACUUUGGCAGUGCAUCUCACGUCAGUAAGACCGUGUGCAACACCUACUUACAAUCACGAUAUUAUCGUGCCCCGGAGAUUAUCUUGGGUUUGCCAUUCUGCGAAGCGAUUGACAUGUGGUCGCUCGGAUGCGUCGUUGCCGAACUCUUUUUGGGAUGGCCUUUGUAUCCUGGUUCAUCUGAAUAUGAUCAAAUCAGGUACAUAUCACAGACACAAGGCAUUCCAACGGAGAACAUGUUGAACAGCGCAAGCAAAACGGCGAAAUUCUUCUAUCGCGACGUCGAAUCAACGUAUCCCUUCUGGCGCCUCAAGACUCCGGAAGAGCACGAAGCCGAAACGAACAACAAAAGCAAAGAAGCCCGCAAAUACAUCUUCAACUGCUUAGAAGACAUCGGACAAGUGAAUGUCCCAACCGACAUCGAAGGCGGACAAUUACUCGCCGAAAAGACCGAUCGUCGCGAAUUCAUCGAUUUACUGAAACGCAUGCUGACAAUCGACCAAGAACGACGAAUUACGCCGGGCGAAGCUCUCAAUCAUCCGUUCACGACGCUGGCGCAUCUCGUGGACUACGCGCACUGCAACAACGUCAAAGCCUCAGUACAAAUGAUGGAAGUGUGUCGUCGCGACUCGUCGAUGAUGCACAGCGUGCAACCAACAACGGCUACCUUGGUAACGAACUUUGUACCAAAUGCCGCCGAAAAUAUGACAUUCACGAUAAACAACCAGUUGCAGAGUCAAGUGCAACGCUUGGUGCGCGAACGUGCCGCCGGACCCUCGACUUACGAUAAUUUGUACCAAAUUUACGGCGGUCGAAAUGUGGCACGACAAUACGGAAAUUCGCGCAAUGACGCGUUCCAACAUCAACUUGUGUCGAGUAUUUUGUGCCCGCCGGGCUAUCAAACGAUGCCAAGUCCGACGAAACAUGUCGUAGUCGGGGGCACGGGAAUGCAGCCGCAAAUUCAGGUCCCACCGCAGCAGUAUGUGAAUGUUCCUGUGCCAGUGUCGAUGGUUGAGCCAUCGUCGGGGCAACGAAUGUUGCUAACGAACGCCGUGCAAUCGAGCGUUGCAUGGCCCCAGGGCGGCAGACAACUGGCAAUUGUUCCAUCGUGGCCUCAACAAGCGCCGCCCCAUUCGCUAAUCGUCGAUUCGGCGCCUUUCCUCAAUGUCGAGGAAAUUUACCCGAAACAUCAUCUCAAUAUUCCCCGGAGUCAUGACAUGAAGAAGGAAUCCCCCUUGCAUCAUCUCGUCGUGCCCGGCAGUGGGCGUCAUGACAAGAAAGAACCAAAUCAACUGUCGCCCGUGAAGAAACGCGUCAAGGAAAACACGCCGCCGCAUCAACGGUACAGCAGGCAACACAUUUCGCCGCAAUAUCAUCACGCCUCGACCUCAUCUUCCCAUCAAAAUCUCAAUUUGAACAACUUUUACAACAAUAAUGGCGGCAAUACCGUCACCACAAACAGCAACAAUGCCCAGGUUUCGUCAAAUCACCAUCAUCAUCAUCAUUACAACAACAACAAUAACGUCGGAAAUGUCGUUGCGAACCAACUUUCCGCCGCGGGACAUCUCUCAAAGCAUCCCGCAACCAUCACCAUUCACGAUACGCCAUCGCCGACUGCCGUCAUUACCAUCAGCGACAGCGAAGAUGACGAACCAGCACCUCCGCCGGCUCAUGCCAAGAAUCGCACGCAACCCCAGCAUUCACGCAGCUCCCGAGUCAUCGAGAAAACCGGUUCUUCUGGCAAUUUAACGUCUGUAACGACAUCUCGUGGUGUCAUCAACGAUGGAAGUCAACGCAGUAUCCCUGCACAACAGCGCAAAAACGUAAUUUCCUGCGUUACGGUCGCCGACAGUGACAGCGAAGAGCGUCGCAGUCCCAAAACGAACAUCAAGUACGAACAACACGUCGGUCAAUCGCAGAAAAAACGACUUUUGGCAAUGGCUCAAAGCGAAUGUCUCCUCUCGAGCAGUUCAUCGACGUCGUCGGCGACACAAGGCGCGCCCCAACUGCACGUUCCCAAACAAGAACCAAGUGAUUUCAUCUACGACUAUCAACCAGUGGUCGAUAAACGGGCAUCCUGGGCUCCCGGAUCCUCGUCAUCCGCUUCGUCGUCGUCAAAUCACCACAAACGCGGGGCUCAGCAAGACAACUUGGCGGCACAUUACAACAACAUGCCGAAUCAGCAGCAGGCGAAUCAGGCACCGCCGCCCGUGGCACACGCGAAAAAUACGCCAACUUCGUCGACAGCGGCAUGGCCAGCAAUGUAUCGUCAAUCGGCGCAUCAGUCGAACACGCCGUUGGGCGGAUCUCCCGGCGGAAGUAUUUUGCCGCAGGAGAUUUAUGCGCAAGGUGAGCUGUAUCGCAGACCAACGGUGUUCGUGUCGCAGGCUCCGUAUCAGCCGUAUCACAGAAUUGUUCCCCCGCCAGCACAUAAUGCAUCCAAUAGACAGGUCUUGCCAACGCAACCACUCCCAGCGCAUCUACCCUUUCCCACGCAAUAUAGCCACUUUGGUCCUCUUAGUCCCGCACAAGUUGCCGCUAAACAUGGACCAUAUCCUGCCAACUUAUGGUUUCAAGAUUAAAUCGUUGUAAAUCUUAUAGAGAUAAAAAAAAAAUAUUGAUAAACAUGAAGAUAAAAUGAAAGAUAAAACGUUCACAGCACAGUAUUUUCGUCCUGUUUGUUUGAUUGUUUGUCUCUAAUUUGCCGUCUAAAUACGAUUUUUUGACCAAGAACAUUCUCUCCGUAUAAUUGAUGUUUAUGUUUUUACUCUGUGAACAAUUAAAUAUGAAUAUAAUGAAUGAUGGUAGUAAUCAUUAUAAGGAAAAAAAAUUAAAACUUAAACAUAUUGUUAAAGAAAAUAUUAAUGAAAUCAUAUCAAAUUUUGUGUUUAUAUUAAAAAAAAAAUAUUAAUUAAAAAUUAUAUUAGCUUUUUUGUUCAAAUCAAAGUGGAAUG
Molecule: messenger RNA, 4874 nt
Organism: Culicoides brevitarsis
Lineage: Eukaryota; Metazoa; Arthropoda; Insecta; Diptera; Ceratopogonidae
Gene: Hipk
Product: homeodomain-interacting protein kinase 2
Exons: 7
Coding region: 828-4502 (1224 amino acids)
Biological process (GO): peptidyl-serine phosphorylation; peptidyl-threonine phosphorylation
Cellular component (GO): nucleus; cytoplasm
Molecular function (GO): ATP binding; protein serine/threonine kinase activity; protein tyrosine kinase activity
Source: RefSeq, a predicted model, not a curated record